Molecule: messenger RNA, 405 nt
Organism: Suillus subaureus
Lineage: Eukaryota; Fungi; Basidiomycota; Agaricomycetes; Boletales; Suillaceae
Exons: 2
Coding region: 1-405 (134 amino acids)
Source: RefSeq, a predicted model, not a curated record
AUGGUCGAAAGCAUCGCUAAUGCAAUUCGACCGUCGCUGAACGCCCAACGCUCCGAUCCAACUCAUGAGCGGCUCUUCCAAAUGUACGCAUCGACAACUCUUCGCUACUCGGUCUACCGACAUAUCCUCGUCCUCGAGCAAAGCUUUAGGAACAUCACCCCUUUCAUCUCAAGCUCUGUUUUGCUAGCCAAACAGCUUGCAUGCGAUCCACUUCUACCAUUGACAGCAUCCUCCGAAUACAAUGAUACUUCCUUUGCGGGUGCAGAAGAUAUCUCCAGCGCGCUUCCUCGCCCACGGGACGCGCGCGUCGUAGCUCAAGUCGAAGCGCUAUUCGAUGCGAAUCCUGGGGCUGGCGGGGAAGUUGCUUGGUGGUGUGGUGCAGAUAAUGGAGGAUAUACCGGAUGA